AUGGACCACUACUUAUACGAUGACCUCUACGCAUAUUCCUUGGGUUUUCUGCAGGGCCAAGGAUUAGAGCCGGCAUGGAUGAAAAACACAUCCUUGUGGGUCGCUCUCUCCAAGCAAAGAUGCGAGGAGAUUCAGGCAAAGUACAACUUCACCAAUGACGAACUGAUCCUGAGCGAGUGGCUCGACCGGAACAUUGUGCUUGCUGUAAUGACCGGUUGCAGCACCGAGUGGCCACAUCCAUGGAACGGGAGUGCCAAUCCUGCAAUUAAUGAAAUGGCCGGCUGGCGCAGCAGCACAGACUGCAAGCCAGUGACACACCGCGAGUAUGCCAAGCACUACUAUGUCAAGUGCCUUCUCGGUCAUCGCAACAGUGCUGCUGAUAUGGCUUGCUCGAACUCACGUGCCUUUCUGCAAGUUGAUGUGUCUGCUUUGAUUGGAGUUGGCGAUUGUUGA
This is a messenger RNA of Symbiodinium necroappetens, 453 nucleotides long. The record is from the annotation of a GenBank genome assembly. NCBI's taxonomy places the organism in Eukaryota, Dinophyceae, Suessiales, Symbiodiniaceae.